Molecule: messenger RNA, 2185 nt
Organism: Onychostoma macrolepis
Lineage: Eukaryota; Metazoa; Chordata; Actinopteri; Cypriniformes; Cyprinidae
Exons: 6
Coding region: 465-1262 (265 amino acids)
Source: RefSeq, a predicted model, not a curated record
GAGAGUCCCCACAAGGAUAGCAAACCAGACGUGUGUGUGUUUACUUGUUUACACAUUUUGAAUAGCUGAUGUGACAUUUAUUGGCAUUCAAUGUCCUGGACACCGCUAAGUACAAAAUUAUAGCUAUACAAGUAUGCCUUGAUCUUUUCUUUUGUAUAGACGCAUUUUUUUUUUUUUUUUCUUAAGGUGGAUCCUUGACCAAUGACUGUAUGCGGCAGGAAUCCUUGCCGCAUUUCUAAGCAUUAGCGUAAUUAGGUUUUACAGCCUGCCUGUUGGUAACCCAUGGUUUAAAUCAUUGGAUAAGGAGUUCAAAUUAGCUAUGUUGUAAAUAUUGUAGCACAAGACUGUUACUGCAGAAUGCACAGCUGCAGCAUUCACAGAAAACCCCGCCCUUUGCCACGGUUGUUCACAGAUGGCGUCAACGUAGAAGUUACAGUCUGCAUUUGUUUUUCAGAGAAAGAGUGAUGAUUAACCUUUUUAUUUUCGUCCCAAUGGCGGUUUUCCAGCUUGGCGCAUUGGGUGUUUAUACAGACAGAGCGUCAGUGAUUGUAAUGGAGGGAGAUUCGGUCUCUCUAAACACAAAUGCUAAAACAAGCCAACAAGAAAAGAUUAAAUGGUUUUUUAACGACACUCGAAUUGCUCAAAUCAGUGAUUAUCUCAGUAAGACCUGCACAGAUGUUCAGUGUAAUAAAGGUACUGAGAGAUUCAGAGACAGACUGAAACUGGACAAUCAGGCUGGAUCUCUGACCAUCAUGAACAUCACAAACACAGACUCUGGACUCUAUAAACUACAGAUCAUCAGCAGCAAUAGCAUGAGUGAAAAGAUCUUUAGUGUCACUGUUUAUGAUGUUGCAGAGGCGGAUAAAACAAAGACUAAGUCAGUGAAGAAGGGAGAAACUGCUACUUUUGAUCCUGGUGUCAUACACAACCCAAAUGAUCUGAUGAGAUGGUAUUUUAAUGACAUUCUCAUCUCUGAAAUCACUGGGGAUCAAAACACCAGAACCACAGACUCUGGACUUUAUCAUCUUGAGAUCAUCACCAACAGCAGCAGCAUCCACCGUCAGCACAGCAUCAGAAUUAUCAGUGAAAAGGGCCAUAGUGAGAAAGUCACCAGUUGGAUUGUGUAUGUAUUCGGUAUAGGAGGAGUAUGUGUUGGUGUUGUGCUGGUGGUUGCAGGAGUAACUGGGAAGUGGCAUAGAAAACUUGCUUGUACAAAGGGUGUCCCGUAUCCUUCACUACAAAAUCAAACAACUGGUCUUUAAUUGCACAGAGGAAUAGACAGAAAAAAACCUGUUAAUUGGUUAAUGGAAAGUUCUCUUACCAUAUAUGGAAACUGUAAUAAAGCUAAUCUUACAUUCCAAUUCCUUUUUCCAUUUGGUAUUAAAAUGGACAAAUAUAAUAUACAGUGAAAAGCCAUUAAGUGACAUUCUCAUAAUCCCCUUCGUUGACAUUACCAGAAUACAUUAUGGUUUUAUGAAACAUUCUUUGUUGUUAAAUGAAUGUAUGCAUUAUUUUAGUAUCAUGUGUGUUAACGUGUUUGUGUGUAUGGCACUGUGUGCACCUUCCAUAUAUUUGGAUUUACUGCUUUAAAAUGUAGCUUUUUUUGUAAGUUACAGUUUUAUUUUGUAAAAAAGAGGUUGUUCUGUUAAUGUUCACAAUUUUCUUAUAUUUUGCACAAUUAUUCUGCUGUAGCCUACUGUUUGCAAUAUUAUUCAUACUAACUGUCACGGAUCCAUCUGGCAUUCCUCACCACGUCUUCACUGAGCACCCUCACCGGAUUCCUAAUGACCUGCACCUGCUCCCAAUCACUACAGCCACUUAACCUCAGCAUAUAAUCACACGCGUCAGUUCCACUUGGGGUCUGAUCUCGUACGCAGGACGUGGACUCUACUCCCGAGACCAUCUCACUGAGUAUAUCAUAUCUAACUAUACUUACCCUUUGUGCCUUACCUCCUGUCUCUGCUCCCUGUGUUUUCUCCUCAUACCAGAUCGUCUGUCUCCGUGAUCAGUGUGCUCUUGAAGAUUCCCCCGUCUCACCUGCCCUGCGUCUCUGUGGAAGAAAAGACUAUUACUAUCAUUCUAACCCAUCCUCGGUGCAUACUCCAGAAGUCAGAUACUCACCUCCAGUCCUCCUCUCUUUACUCAGUUUUCCUCAUCCUGCUCAAUAAACACUCACGAACUAUUA